Molecule: messenger RNA, 1457 nt
Organism: Bombina bombina (fire-bellied toad)
Lineage: Eukaryota; Metazoa; Chordata; Amphibia; Anura; Bombinatoridae
Gene: INO80B
Product: INO80 complex subunit B
Exons: 5
Coding region: 124-1212 (362 amino acids)
Biological process (GO): chromatin remodeling
Cellular component (GO): Ino80 complex
Source: RefSeq, a predicted model, not a curated record
AAACAUGGCGGGUCUGCUUACCGGAAAUCAUAUAGGAAGAGUGCGCAUGAUAACGUGUUCGUCGGGUACAGAACGUUUAGUUACGAGUUCCUAGUGUUACGUUUAAUUGUCUGAUCCCAAAAUAUGAGCAAGAGCUGGAACCCGAGAGACCGAGGCCCAGAGACCGGUGAUGAGGAUGAAAUGAGCGGUCAUGGGAUUCACAAGAAAAAGCACAAGAAACACAAAAAGCACAAAAAGAAACAUCACCAGGACGUUGCUGGCAUGUUCCCUGAGAGUACCCCGAAAUCACAGCACAGGGCAGCAGAGAGCACCCCCAAACCGCAGCUCAAACUCAAGAUCAAAUUGGGAGGGCAGGUCUUGGGCACCAAAAGUGUGCCCACGUUUACUGUUAUUCCUGAGUUGUCCCAGUCACCGUCCCCUCUGAUGGUAGUUGAUGAUGACGAGCCCCUAGAGGGUGUGCCAAUAGAGCAGUAUCGGGCUUGGUUGGAUGAGGACAGUAACCUGGAUCCUCUUCCCUCGCCAGUGGGUGGUGGGGAGACAGAGCAGGAUGAGGAGUCACGUUGGCUGGAUGCUCUUGAGAGAGGGGAACUGGAUGUUAAUGGUGAUCUCAAGAGAGAGAUUGAUGAGUCCUUGCUCACUGCACGGCAGAAAGCACUUCUCCAGAAACAACAGGCUCUGCCCCACACCUUGUUCUCCCCGACUGAGUACCAGCGCCCUCCGCCGGAGCUGUCUGAGGAGAUGCUAGUGAAGAGGGAGGAGAAAGCCCGUAAACGAAGGCUGCAAGCGGCCAAGAAGGCAGAGGAAAGCAAGAAGCAGACAAUUGAGAGGCUAACGAAGACGUCCAAAUCUAGAGGGAACAAACCUAACCGGGAAAAGAGAGGCCGUCAUCCAACCUGCCCCACCAUACGCUAUCAAAACUCAGCUGAAGGUAUCACUGUGUCCUUCCCACCAGGCAUACCUGGCCCGACCCCUGCUGAGCCACUGCCGGCACUCCCUGCGCCUACAAUGUGCAGCGUACCAGGAUGUGGCAACGCUAAGAAAUAUUCCUGCUCCAGGACUGGUGUUGCACUCUGCAGUCUGGGGUGUUACAGAAAGAACUUGCUGAGCACAACUCACACAGAGACUGAGGUCACUGAGCAAAUGGAGAGCUCUGGGUGUGACACACAGACUCAACUGGUGCUCACCGAGUCUGCAGAGGAGCAGAGAGUCUGACAGAUCUGUGUGUGUGUUACCGAAAGGCACGUGUAUCUGUGUGUGUGUUACCGAAAGGCACGUGUAUCUGUGUGUGUGUUACCGCAAGGUACGUGUAUCUGUGUGUGUGUUACCGAAAGGCACGUGUAUCUGUGUGUGUGUUACCGAAAGGCACGUGUAUCUGUGUGUGUGUUACCGAAAGGCACGUGUAUCUGUGUGUGUGUUACCGCAAGGUACGUGUAUCUGUGUGUGUGUUACCGAAAGGC